Messenger RNA from Trichosporon asahii var. asahii CBS 2479, 1911 nucleotides. RefSeq names its product 6-phosphofructo-2-kinase/fructose-2,6-bisphosphatase bifunctional enzyme. The coding region runs from base 1 to 1911 and encodes 636 amino acids. The transcript is spliced from 6 exons. Gene Ontology annotation, molecular function: ATP binding; fructose-2,6-bisphosphate 2-phosphatase activity; 6-phosphofructo-2-kinase activity. Gene Ontology annotation, cellular component: cytosol. Gene Ontology annotation, biological process: fructose 2,6-bisphosphate metabolic process; fructose metabolic process. NCBI's taxonomy places the organism in Eukaryota, Fungi, Basidiomycota, Tremellomycetes, Trichosporonales, Trichosporonaceae. The record is from RefSeq and is a predicted model, not a curated record.
AUGUCGCAACCGCCCGUCCCUCCCCCACCAGCAUCAGCGCCGCCCGAACUCGUUGACAAGGCUCUCGAGGCCAUCGCCUCCGGUGAGGUCGAUGAGCGACCCUCGGUCAAGCGAAACCCCUCUGGAGGAACGCCAGAGCCAGGAACGCUGGCUGAUGCCAUCUCCAAGAUCGACAGCCUCCGCCUGUCGCGCGCCCCUAGUAUUAGUAGCAAUAAUACGACUCCCCCGACACGCUCUGGAGCUUCCAGCCCGGGACACAGGAAUUCCAUGUCGGCAGACAUCUCCGGGCCGCCAUCGCAGCCGGGCAAGAGUCCUGCACAGACACCCCACUUCGGUGCAACCACAGGCCUGCUCCAAACUCUUGACGAGAGCACCAAGGUGAUCCGCCAGAAUGCAGUUGGACUGAACCGCGCCCCUUCAGUGUCCGGUAUUGGAACUGUUGUUGAGAAGCCAGACUACUCCGAGGCGAAGAUUGUCGUUGCUAUGUGGCUGGAGUACAAGGUGGAGGUCUUCAACGUCGGCCAGCUCAGGCGGUCCAAGGCCCGUGCCGUUCAGGAAGCCGGUGGAGAGAAGACGGACCACUCAGCGAACUACUUCUCCGCAAACAACGCGGACGCCAAGGCGUCGCGUGAGCAGCUCGCCGAGGAGAGCUUGGAGAGCCUCAUCGCGUGGCUGAAGAAGGAGGGCAAUGUCGGAAUCAUGGAUGCCACGAACAGCACGUACGAGCGAAGAGCCAAGAUCCGAGACCGCAUCGCGAAGGAGCCCGGGCUUCAACUUUUGUUCCUCGAGUCUUACUGUGACGACCCUGACGUUAUCAACGCCAAUGUUGCACUGAAGGCAAGGUCCGGUGACCCCGACUACGCGGGCAUGUCUACGGAGGAGGCCAUGGCGGACUUCCGCAAGCGUAUCGCGCAGUACGAGAAGGUGUACCAGACGAUCGACGAGCCGGACAUCAGCUUCUGUCGAAUUUUGAACGUCGGCAAGCGUGUCACGAUCAACCGCAUUGAGGGCUACCUGCAGUCGCGUAUCGCGUUCUACCUCAUGAACUUACAUCUCAAGCCUCGCAGCAUCUACCUGUCAAGAGUGAGUUUUGAAAUGUGCUUGGCUAACUGUUCUCAGCACGGAGAGAGCAUGUACAACGUCGAAGGCAAGAUUGGUGGAGACGCCGAGCUCUCGCCGCGAGGACAGCAGUACGCUGCCGCUCUGCCGGACAUGGUGAAGAAGCAUAUCGGCGACGGACCCCUGGAGGUGUGGACGUCGACGCUCACGCGUACGAUCCAGACCGCGUCUAAGCUUCCGUUCCCGAAGAAGACGUGGAAGUCGCUUGACGAGCUGGACGCGGGUGUGUGUGACGGCAUGACGUACGAGGAGAUUGAGCGCGAGUACCCGGAGGACUACGACGCGCGCGACGAGGACAAGUUCAACUACCGCUACCGUGGUGGCGAGUCGUACCGCGAUGUGGUUGUGCGUCUGGAGCCCGUCAUCAUGGAGCUCGAGCGCCAGCAGAACAUCCUUAUCGUCGGCCACCAGGCGAUCAUCCGCUGCCUGUACGCAUACUUCAUGGAGCUGCCGCAGGAGGAGCUGCCAUACAUCAAUGUGCCGCUGCACACUCUGAUCCGCAUCUCGCCCCGUGCCUACGGAUGUGAGGAGGAGCGCUACCCCCUCGGCAUCGCUGCGGUCGACACGCACCGCCCCAAGCCGGCCAAGUUCCGCAAACCCGAGUCUGAGCGCGUCGACCACACGAAGCGCGACUACUUUGGCUCCAACGUCAACUCGGCCGCCAUGAGCACGCAGGCGAGCGAGACGGGCACGGCGACGUCGACCGAGACGGGAUCCAAGGCGCCCGACUCGGCGCCCAAGCCCGCCGACCCGGCCGCAUCCCACGCCCCUGUCCCGGAAGACGCGGCGUAA